UAUAAGAACAUUUUAUGCGCUGGAAAGAUCUGGAUCAAGUGUCAUUUCCCUCAUACAAUAUCAAAAUUAAUUAAUUUGCGCCUUUGCCUGCUUUCUCCAAUUUCUAACUCCCAAUUUCCCGAGAUCCAUCUUCAUUGAUCUGCCCUAGAUAUGUCUUACGCAUAUCUUUUCAAGUAUAUCAUCAUCGGCGAUACCGAUGAGUAGAUCAUCAUUGGAUUUCAUUAGAUGAAUGUCAUACAUUUGGAACUGUUAUCGUCUCCAAUAUGAAUCUGCUCCGUAUACAAGAGAAAAGUUGGGGAAUUUGAUGGAUAAGCAUACAUGGGUGGGGAAGUCAUGUCUUCUUCUACAAUUCACGGACAAGCGUUUCCAGCCUGUGCAUGACUUGACCAUUGGAGUCGAAUUUGGGGCUCGGAUGAUUACAAUAGACAACAAACCAAUUAAACUUCAAAUAUGGGAUACGGCUGGUCAAGAAUCCUUCAGAUCCAUCACAAGGUCAUAUUACAGAGGAGCUGCUGGUGCACUUUUGGUCUAUGAUAUCACUAGGAGAGAAACCUUUAAUCACUUGGCAAGCUGGCUAGAAGAUGCAAAGCAGCAUGCAAAUCCAAACAUGACAAUUAUGCUAAUAGGCAACAAAUGUGAUCUUGCCCAUAGAAGGGCCGUUAGCACAGAAGAAGGAGAACAAUUUGCAAAAGAACAUGGGUUGAUAUUCAUGGAAGCAUCUGCAAAAACUGCUCAGAAUGUAGAGGAGGCUUUUAUUAAAACAGCUGGAACGAUAUAUAAGAAGAUCCAAGAUGGAGUAUUUGAUGUUUCAAAUGAGAUAAUGUUGCCAAUUUAUGAGUGACAUCUCCAUUCACCUUAUUGCUUACCUUACUAAAAUUCAAAAAUACCCUUCAUAUGGAAUAAAAGUAGGUUAUGGUGGAAUUCCCGGGCCAUCUGGAGGCAGGGAUGGUUCCUCUUCUCAAGUUGGAGGUUGCUGCAGUUGAGAUUUGUCUUAGCGCACCAUAGACAUUAUUUGCUGCUCUUCCUGGGCGUUGUGUAUACUCCACAACUUGGCAUUGCCAGUAAAUUUGUUGUUAUCAUGCUUGCAGUUAUGUUGUGACUGUAUAUCUGACAAUACAGAUGGGAGUGCGAGCAAAAAAGCAUACAUGUUUUUUGUUCUAGUUGUGGGUUUGUUCUACCUAUAUGUUUUGUGCAAAUGUAGAACCAGUUCUUUUAUUUAGUCUUGUCUUAUUUUGUUGAACCA
This is a messenger RNA of Salvia splendens (bonfire salvia), 1243 nucleotides long. RefSeq names its product ras-related protein RABB1c. The transcript has 8 exons. NCBI's taxonomy places the organism in Eukaryota, Viridiplantae, Streptophyta, Magnoliopsida, Lamiales, Lamiaceae. Gene Ontology annotation, molecular function: GTPase activity; GTP binding. The coding region runs from base 230 to 841 and encodes 203 amino acids. The record is from RefSeq and is a predicted model, not a curated record.